AUGAAUAUCUUAAAGGUCGUCAAAGUUAAUCAUAUCAUCCUCAUUCCACUCGAAGCUCUUAGACCUACUGAUAUCAUAUCUCUGAACUUACCAGAAAAAGUAUCUCCAGAGUCCAUUAUUCUGAGAAAACGCUCUGAAAAACCAGGAGUCCAGAAUACGACUACUGCACAGGUCCUACAAAUCAUCCGGACAUCAAAAUGUUCAGAGAACACAUCAUGUGAGUCGCAUAGAAGGUCUUUUAAACCUCGGGCAGAUAAUCCACCUUUGAAUCCCCACAAGAAUACUAUAUUGUCAGUGCUAACUAUUCGGCUGUUUCCAGUCGAAAUUCUCACAUUUUCAGCGUCGGGUUCUGUAGAUUUAGUCGAGCAUGGAUAUAACUUAUCCGUGUAG
Molecule: messenger RNA, 390 nt
Organism: Striga asiatica
Lineage: Eukaryota; Viridiplantae; Streptophyta; Magnoliopsida; Lamiales; Orobanchaceae
Source: the annotation of a GenBank genome assembly